CUCGAUCAAUAAAUUCGACAGAUACAUUUGGCCAAACGCCACAUUUCAAGUGCUUGUAUCCAUACGCAUUUUCGACCAUUAUCAUCCACCGGUAGUAGGACCACACCACCUCAGUUUAUUUCAUUUGUUGCCAGCUCACUAAGUAACCAUGGAUGAAGAAUAUGAUGUGAUCGUUCUUGGAACGGGACUCAAGGAAUGCAUUCUGAGUGGAAUGAUGUCGGUGAGUGGUAAGAAGGUUCUACACAUCGACAGGAACAAGUACUACGGAGGAGAUAUUGCUUCCAUAACACCAUUGGAGGAUUUCUUCUCCAUGUAUGGAAUGAAAAUGCCAGAGGACAAGUAUGGACGAGGCAGAGAUUGGAGCGUGGACUUGAUUCCAAAGUUCUUGAUGGCUAAUGGUCAGCUGGUGAAGCUCCUGAUUUACACAGGUGUGACUCGUUACCUGGAGUUCAAGUGUCUGGAAGGAAGCUACGUGUGUAAAGGAAACAAAGUCUACAAGAUGCCUGCUGACGAGAAAGAGGCUCUCACUACAAAUUUAAUGGGCAUUUUUGAAAAGAGAAGGUUCAGAAAACUGAUGAUGUACAUCAAUGACUUUAACUUGGAAGACCCCAAAAGUUGGCAGGGAAUCGACCCGAAACAGAACACGGCGGAGGAUCUGUAUAAUAAGUUUGGUGUGGAUAAGAACACCAUUGAUGUGACAGGACAUGCUUUGGCUCUACACCUUAAUGAUGCUUAUCUCAAACAGCCCUGCUUGGAGUUCAUCCUGCGGGUAAAGCUGUACCAGGACUCUAUACAGAGAUAUGGAAAGUCCCCAUUCCUGUACCCCCUGUAUGGAUUAGGGGAAUUGCCUCAGGGUUUUGCUAGAUUGAGUGCAAUAUACGGGGGAACUUAUAUGUUGGACCGCCCCGACGUCACAGUUGUGUACGAGGAUGGCAAAGUUGUUGGAGUGAAGGCACAGGGCGAGACUGCCAAGUGCAAAAAGGUCAUUUGUGAUCCUUCUUAUGCAAAGGACAAAUGUAAACAUGCAGGAAAGGUGGUGAGAGCGAUCUGCAUUUUGAAUCACCCUGUACCCAACACCAAUGACAUGAAAUCCGCUCAGAUCAUUAUGCCUCAGCACCAGGUCAACAGAAAUUGGGAUAUUUACAUAAGUGUGAUAUCACAUGAACACAUGGUAGUGGGCAAAGGUUUCUGGUUGGCUAUUGUCAGUACUACUGUGGAAACAGACAACCCAGAGGCGGAGCUACAGCCUGGCCUUGACCUGUUGGGACCAAUUGAACAAAAGUUUGUGUCUGUUAGUGAUAUGAUGGAACCCAUAGAUAAUGGAAAGGACUCCCAGAUUUUCAUCACAAAAUCCUAUGAUGCAACUUCUCAUUUCGAAACAACCUGUAUAGACGUGUUGGAAACUUAUAAAAGGGCCACUGGUGAAGACUUUGAUUUCUCCAAGAUCAAGAUCCCCGAUGAAGAGGAGACAAACUAGUGCUCCUGUCGAAAUUUGGCACAGUGCCAAACUGGUGUAUGUGUUCGUUUUGAAUGGACAUUUGGCAGUGUACUUUUUCGUUUCUUCUUUCUUAAAUUAUGGACAAAAGCAUGAAUAUUUGCCAACACUUGAACUUAACAAACACCCAGCAUGAAAAAUUUAUCAUUCCAAGUUAUGGGCAGACAGGCAAUAAUGGACUGACUUUGUACAGAGGUCAUUAAGUGUCAAAAGGUCAGAAAACAUCAACAAUAAUGAGAGGGAUUUGGGUGUCGUAUGAUGGUGGUGUGUAGUUAAUGAUAGCAAAGCUUAUUGUCAAGAGUAUCAUUAAGUUGCUUGCUUAAUAAAGUGGACAGUGAACGUGAAAUUGGAGCAAGGUAAUUAGAUAGAACAUAUUUUUUUUUAUUGUUUCUGAGGCUUUUAAACUGAAUAGACAUGUGCAUUAAAUGUGAUUUUUUUUUAAUGCCUGAUUUUCAUCAAAGAUUAUUACGUUGAGAGUUGUGAUGUAAACCUGCAAGGUUUUGCAAUAUUGUUGAAUCUUUACAAAACAAAAUCCACAAGAAUUUUAUCACACGCGUGAUUUAGUGUAAAGUCAAAUGCUUACAAAAUAUGGGUAUCUUGUACAUUCAGUAUUUACGUCUUGUUCAUCAGAACUAGAAAUUCAAUGUUGUACGCUCUUCUCAAAUAUUGUUAACCAUUUGUUGCACUUCAAAGAGAUUAAUAUUGAAGCCAUUUCGUCCAGCAAUUUUGCCUGGUGCACUUGUAAAGUUUAUCAGCUUUGACAAAAGCAUGUUAUUUGGGCAAAUAAAUUGUUUUAAAAGUACCAUGAAAUCAUGUUAUACAUGCAAUUUUCAUAUAUUUGUUCAUACCUAACCAAUAUACUUGUGACAUUUUAUAAAAAUGAAAUGUUUUUGUGGUAAAUUAUCAAUACACUGUAUGUGCUGUAAGGAGCAGUUUAUGUGUAAUUUGGUAUUAUAGUGGAACACAUUGGUAUAUGCUUGUUUAAGUCUCCUAGUCAGUAUAUUAAAGGUAUGUAAAGACUUUCUUGUACUGAGACACGAUUAUUUAAUAUGAAUAAAUGUAUGAUCAUAAA
Molecule: messenger RNA, 2567 nt
Organism: Ostrea edulis (European flat oyster)
Lineage: Eukaryota; Metazoa; Mollusca; Bivalvia; Ostreida; Ostreidae
Product: rab GDP dissociation inhibitor beta-like
Exons: 11
Coding region: 149-1477 (442 amino acids)
Biological process (GO): vesicle-mediated transport; protein transport; small GTPase-mediated signal transduction
Cellular component (GO): cytoplasm
Molecular function (GO): Rab GDP-dissociation inhibitor activity
Source: RefSeq, a predicted model, not a curated record